AUGGCACCCUCAGAUCCCUAUCCCUCUCCGCCACCAUCCCCCGCCCAAAUCGAAGCCGACCCCAUCCUCCGCAACGCGCUCCGCUACACACUCAGCGCAAAAGAGUACAAGACUCUCCACCAAUAUCUCAUAUCUCGCUCACCGCCAGCCGUAAGGAAACGAGCACUUCCACCACCUAAGUAUGCCGCAUUGGUGCAGAGCAAGGACGAUUAUAAUGGAGCUGCGAUAAGAGCUUCGUUGCGGGUGUUCAUCGCUACGCAGACGAGCUUGAAGCUCUGGGAGUUGAUCAAGGGGAGUUUCUUCGCUGGAGGGAAACCCCAGAGGAUAAAACCGAAAAACCCCAUCCUCAAAUCCCCCAACCUCCGGCUCUCCUUCUCCCUCUCCCUCCUCCUACUUCUCCACCGCCUCCUCUUCCGCUUCUUCUCCCGUCUCCGCUCAAAUCUGCUCACGAAGGACGCCGCCCCCUUCCGACGGCGGAAUCCUCGCAUCUCCAGAUCCCUGACAUCCCGUCUCGCUCCGGCAAUCGGCGCAAGUCUGGCGGGCUUCGCGCUCGGCGUUUAUCCGGGGGAUCAAUUAAGGAUCACGAUUGCUAUAUAUGUGGCGACGAGAUCAUUGGAGUUUGCGUAUAUAGCGUUGGAGGAGGAUGGGUGGUUUCGUGGGAAACCGUGGUGGUGGGGAAGUUGGUUGUUGAUGCCGGUGGCUACGGGUCAAUUGCUGCACGCAUUUGUUUUCGAUAGAGAUUGUUUCCCAAAGGCCUACGGUGACUUCAUCCUCGACCACACGCCCAAUUACGUCCAACGCAGACCGGCCUCCUAUCCCCCAAAUCUCUCGUGGCCAAGCACAAACACAAUCGUCGAUUCGCUGGCCGAGAUGUCGCGACUCAAUUGGCCACCCUUCAUAUCCCCGAUUCUUUUCCCCUCAACCCAAACCCUCCCACCCUCUCUCACCCAACUAGCGCCCAUAACCUCCCCGGCCCACCCGUCUCACACCUUCCUUUCAUGCGCAACCCUCCAUCCAUCCACACCCUCCUGCCUGACAACUUUUGUCCGCUACAUCCUAACCGCUUUCCCCACCCUCGCCAAAUUCUUCGCCGCCUACUACACUCUGUUCGCUUUGCCGAAGUGGAGAAAGUUCGUGGAGGAGCCGUCGCACGAGCUCAACGCUCUCGCGAAGCGAGUGCUGAGGACGUCGGCCUUCCUGACCGGCGCAAUCGGCACGUCCUGGGGCUCCAUCUGUCUGUUCCAGAACCUUUUCCCCCGGACGCUCACGCCUUCAUCGCGCUGGGUCCUCGGCGGCGCACUCGGCGGCAUGUGGGGCUUCGUCGAUCGGAGAGGAGGACAUGGGCAUUUCCUGUCUAGCAUAAGACUUGGCAUCGACAGUCUGUGGAAAGUGGGCAAGAAGAGGGGUUGGUGGAAGGGUGUUCCAGGUGGAGAUGUACUGGUGUUCGUCGCGGGAUUGGGCAUUGUCAACGUUGUUUAUGAGAAGAACAGGGGCGCGGUCGGAGGUGUGGGGAAGGGCGUUGGUUGGCUGAGGGGAGAGGAAUUGUUUCCCGAGACGGUGGAGAAUGACCUCGAGGGGAAAGCGGAGGGUAAGCGGGAUUGA
Molecule: messenger RNA, 1602 nt
Organism: Letharia columbiana
Lineage: Eukaryota; Fungi; Ascomycota; Lecanoromycetes; Lecanorales; Parmeliaceae
Exons: 4
Coding region: 1-1602 (533 amino acids)
Source: RefSeq, a predicted model, not a curated record